GAACGGCACCUACCCUUGGACGGAUGAUGCGUUCAUUGCCAAACGACAGGCUAAGUUUGGCAGCGCGACCUGGUGCAAGGAGCCUCUUUCCAUCUACGAGGUGCACUUGGGAAGUUGGACCAUGACAGCCAGUGCGAACUACCGGGAUAUCGCAGAGCCCCUGGCGAAACACGUGCAGGAACUGGGCUUCACGGCUGUGGAAUUCCUCCCGUUGUCACAGUAUCCCUGCGAGGAGUCUUGGGGCUACCAGUGCGCAGCCGGGCUUUUUGCUGUGGACAGGCGUCUUGGCACUCCCGACGACUUCCGCUACCUCGUGGACACGCUGCACAGCUACGGAAUCGCUGUGUUCAUGGACUUUGUUGGGGCACACUUUGCGAAGGACGAGUGGGGCUUGGUAAACUACAGCGGCAUGCCACAGUACGAGUACGAAGGUUCCAUGGGGCAGAUUCCCGG
Molecule: messenger RNA, 453 nt
Organism: Symbiodinium sp. CCMP2456
Lineage: Eukaryota; Dinophyceae; Suessiales; Symbiodiniaceae
Source: the annotation of a GenBank genome assembly